UGGACUAACCAUAGUUGUGGUGUAUAUCGUUUACAUCAAACUGGGAAUGAACAAGGCCUGGAGAGACAGGACUGGAGCUGAAGAAGAAUACAAAGAGAGGUCAGAUAAAAACCAAACUGUCGCCCAAGUGAAUUUGAACAAGGAGAACCAGGCCCUAAAUAUGACUAAAAUGGAUUUGGAAACCAAGCUAAUGCUUACCAAUAGCAACCAGAAGGGCAACCAACGUCAACGCUGGAACUGGGAGAGGGCAAUAUAUGGCACAAGGAUUGGUAAAGACGACAGACAUUUCACAUGUCCCCACUGUAAGGCCGCAGUCAGGGGAGGUGGUGGACACAUAGGGGCAACCCUGGAAAUGUUCAUGCUGGAAGGAGCCCAGCCCAAAAAGAGUCUGGCCGUGACAGAAGAUAGAGAUCUACGAGAUCAAAGGUCAUGGAUCAGGUCACCGGAGGUUCAGAGUAGCCGCACACUCAGUCGCCAGGAGGAGUUAUUCUAUCACCAGCGCGGUUACGAUAUUAAAACUCAUGUCAGUAAUAAUGGCAACAAACAGCCAUUAGGAGGCAGAAAUAACUAUUUACCUGAACAGAGAAACAAGCCUUCACAUACCAAUCUAAAAGAUGAUAUGGUAGACAAUCAACCCUCAAAUAAGGACGUCCAAACAGAGCAUGCAGGAGCAUUGCCUAAUUAUCAAACCCAAACUGUCAGUUGUGUUAACUGUCAGAGAACCUAUGAGUAUGGACAGCCAGGGUAUGAAUUAAGGGAUGAAUCAUAUAGAGUUCAUGCAAAAAGGACUGCUGUGUAUGAAGGAUUCCCCAAACAGAACCCACUGACAGGGCUAAAGACUGAAAGAAACUCAAAUGAAAACCAGAAUAACAUGGACAUGUAUGGCAUACAUAGUGCCAGAGAGCAGAGGAGUGUGAUCUUUGACAUGGAAAGGUCUGAAGUAAAUGUCAUUGAUGUACAAAAUAUUAAACAUGAAAGGAAAGGCACAUGUGACAGAAUAAAAGGUUCCAGAAAGAUGGAAUAUUGUGCCAAGCACAUGCUGAACUUAGACAUCACUGGAAGAUCUGUGAGGAGUAAAGACCACUCCAAAAGGCAUAAAAAACAUUUACAGUUUAAUAGUUUACUGAAAGUCAAACUGAACCUUCACCCUUUUAAGAAAAGCAAGAUUCACCUCCAAAAAAACAGUCCAGAUGAAGUAGAACAGUGCGACGAUAGAGAACAAACCAUUUUCAAGACCCCAAAACAACCAAAGAACACAAGUAAACAUGUUAAAAGCAAAAGUAACAGUCAGCAUGAAUCUACAGAAGGAAUGGAAACAUCCAAGAAUGUAUGCUCUACUCAUAAACACAAAGCCAAGCAGACAUCUCAUAGCUUUGAGAAAUCCCUUCAGUCAUCCAAAAACAAAUUGACCAGCAAGCCCAUAGACACCAACGGCGUUGUUGAAGGUAAUUUAGAAGAAGAAAAUUCUGUGCAACCAAAAAACAAGGAAUCAUACAAACAGAAAAAAACUACUUCAAAAUCAAAACACCAGGAAAGAUUGGGUGGUGACCAUCCCAAGAAGAGUAGACCUGCUGAAGAUGAGAAGACUGACCUCUCACAAAAAAUAACUGGAGGAGAAACCAAAGAAUCUAGUGGAGCAUCUCCAUCAAGUAAUUUGAGUGCAUACCAGUCAAAAUCCAAAGAAUCUGUAGGGAGUUCAGUUCAGCAGGUGGAACAGUACACAAAUCAACAGGGCCAAACACCGAUCACUGAGGAAGAACACCCCUGUAACCUAGGUGAUGGUGUAACUCUACAGAGGACACUGAGUUAUCCACAACAGUCAACUGCACUACCCCUCGCAGAAAUGGAAAGUACUUCCAAUUUCAGUAACUUUCCUGGUCAAGAAGUAAAAUCUACAGUAUCACAAAAUACUUCUGCUCCUUAUACCGCUUAUGGUGGCAACUCACAGAUUCAAUGCCUAAGCAAACAUGGUAGUUUAGUCCAGCUACCUUUACUAACUAACAUCCCACACAGAUUCCCAACAUAUACAGGCAAUGCAAAAAGCUUGUCUGUAAAUCAACACACACAGCCAUUGUCACAGACAGUUUCAGGCAACAUUAACCAAGGGGCCAUGAUUAGCUCUGACCUAGACCAGUUUCCCGCACCCCAGUUGGUUGGAGCAUUCACUCAGCUUGCCCAGGGUCCUGGAUCAUUUAAUGGGCAGAAUAUCUCUCAUCUUUUCCAGGGUCCUGGAUCCCUAAAUGGAGAUAAUUUGUCCAACAAGAACAGUAUGAACCCCAUUCUGCAUGAGAUCCUGGCCUCAGCAGAAGGCUCACCUAGGAAGAUCAGACUGGUGAUACCUGAGAAUACCACUAACAGGCCAACAUCUGCCCUGGAGAAGAAAAUCAGAUAAUAACUGGAUGUGAAUUGUACAAUUACAUUUAGUUGUGAG
This is a messenger RNA of Esox lucius (northern pike), 2431 nucleotides long. RefSeq lists its product as uncharacterized. The coding region runs from base 47 to 2392 and encodes 781 amino acids. The record is from RefSeq and is a predicted model, not a curated record. NCBI's taxonomy places the organism in Eukaryota, Metazoa, Chordata, Actinopteri, Esociformes, Esocidae. The transcript has 2 exons.